Hyposmocoma kahamanoa is the source of this 5450-nucleotide messenger RNA. It is a transcript of the gene Slik, whose product is annotated as serine/threonine-protein kinase 10. The coding region runs from base 91 to 4761 and encodes 1556 amino acids. NCBI's taxonomy places the organism in Eukaryota, Metazoa, Arthropoda, Insecta, Lepidoptera, Cosmopterigidae. Gene Ontology annotation, biological process: protein phosphorylation. The transcript is spliced from 25 exons. Gene Ontology annotation, molecular function: protein serine/threonine kinase activity; ATP binding. The record is from RefSeq and is a predicted model, not a curated record.
AGAGAUGCGUGAGAGUACAGCGACGUGACAGGAUGACAAAGGACGGUUGAGGCGCGCGAGCGCCGCCACCACAAACCUAACACACACAUCAUGUCGUUCUUCAACAACCUGAGAAAGGUGCUGCACCUUGGCAGCGGUCACGAUGCGAAAAAGAAAAAAGUCUUCAACAACAUCCGCGACAACUGCGACCCCAAAGAGAAUUGGGACAUGAUAGGGGAGCUCGGAGAUGGCGCGUUUGGAAAGGUGUACAAAGCUCAGCACAAAGUUACCGGGCAGCUGGCGGCCGCAAAAAUGUGCGUCCUGGACAACGAAGACGACCUGGCGGACUUCACGGUCGAGAUAGACAUUCUAUCGGAGUGCAGGCACCCCAACGUCGUCGAGUUGCACGAAGCCUAUUUCAUUGAUAAUAAAUUAUGGAUGCUGCUGGAAUAUUGCGAUGGUGGCGCUUUGGACUCAGUAAUGGCGGAGUUAGAGAAAGGCCUAAAUGAGCAACAGAUCGCCUACGUCUGUAGAGAGAUGUGCCGAGGACUGCAGUUCCUACACUCGCAACGUGUCAUACAUCGGGACUUGAAAGCUGGCAACGUUCUUGCUACUAUGACGGGUGGUGUUAAACUUGCGGACUUCGGCGUCUCUGCAAAGAACAAGUCAACACUGCAGAAGCACGACACCUUCAUCGGCACGCCUUACUGGAUGGCACCCGAAGUAGUGCUCUGUGAGACUUUCAGGGACCACCCUUAUGAUUUCAAGGUGGACAUCUGGUCAUUAGGAAUAACCCUAAUAGAGUUUGCGCAAAUGGAGCCCCCUAACCACGAGAUGACUCCUAUGAGGGUGCUAUUAAAGAUCCAGAAGAGCGACCCGCCCACACUGGAGCAGCCGGCGAGGUGGAGCAAAACAUUCAAUGAUUUCAUCGCAAAGGCACUUGUUAAGGAUCCAGAAAAAAGGCCAACAUCCUCCGAGCUGCUGAAACACGACUUCGUGUGCGGCAAUCUUGACUCCAAACCACUCCGAGAUCUACUACUCGAGUAUCGAGCUGAGGUCGUUGAGGAGGAAUUGUUGGAUGAUGAUUCUGAGGAGCACCGCAGCUCACAGCUGCCGAUGGAGCUGGAAGAUGACUCCACCUCCGUGCGAUCCGCCGAUACGCCCGACCUCAAAAUGUCGGAGGCGGAACCCACCCCCGGCACUACCCCGGUGGCGGCCAACACCGCUUCGCCCCCGUCGCCAGCCGCCGGUGCGCCAGCUCCGUCGAAGCUGCCGGCACCCGUGCCGCCCGCCGCCGCCGCCACUGCUGCUGCCGCUGCCACUGCCGCCAAGCGCCCGCUCGACGACGACCACCCCGCGGCUGACAGGAAGCAUCCCGCGCCAAAGAAGGAGAAAGGACCGGCGCCCCCUCCGCCGUCGGCUGCGUCGCCCCCCUCGUCCCCUUCCCGGCCCUUGCCCCUGCGCAAGCACCCCGCGCCCCCGCCGCCCGCGCUGCCGCCCUCGCCCGCCGCUCACUCCGCUGGGAAACAGAUUGUCGACCAAGUAUGCAGAGAAGCAGAAAAAGUGGUCGAAGAAAAACGCGAUUCAGCGAAAGAACAAGACAAACCAAAGCCACAAAAACACACACCGAAUAAGGACACCGAAAUCACAAACUCCACAGACAAAUUAGAAAAACUCUCGAGAUCCAGCUCGGAAAACACGGUAGAAAUCACAUUGUCUAACAGUCAAAACUCAAUGGAUCACAAAAGUGAAACCACAACGGAAAUCACUAGAGUACCCGUUGACAAGGCCACGGAAAUUACAAGAGUAUCAGCCGAAAAGGCCACGGAAAUCAGAGUAUCAUCGGAAAAGGGCAUGGAAAUCAUAAAAGCGCCUUCCGUCGAAACAAUAGUGAGUAGAUCAAGUACAGAAGAGGAUAGAACGUGUAUUGAAGUCACUAACUUGGAUGUCAAGAGGUUUUCGAGAACGAGUUCAUUGGACAGCGAUGAGAAGAAGAAUGCUGUGGAAAUCAGACCUAUUUCUCCCCAAUCCAAAGAAGACCGCUACUACAAGCCCCCUGCGCCUUCACCCCCUCCGGCGCCGUCUCCAACGUUGGUCUCCGUACAACCAGUAGUGGUUGUAGUUGAACCCGUUGAGCCCAACUCUCUGGCCUCCAACGCGCAUCACGUCACUGUCACCACUACACAUCCACCAGUUUUGGGUACUGCUGCGCAGCUUCCUCCGAACGCAGUGACGAUAUCAACAACUCCACCCAUUGCUGAUGAAGUGGUUAUAGUGGGAGCUGGCUCUUCCUCAGACGAUGAUUGCUUUGCACCUUCCUCGUUGGAUUCUUUGGACUGCAACAAUUCUUACAGCGAGAAACGCGGCCGUCGCCUGGACAGCAGCGAGGUACUGAUAUUGAGCCCCGGCGCGACAGGCGACUCCGGUGUAUUCGACGACAGCGUUAACAACGGGCUCAAUUUGGACACGUCUCACGUGUCCGUGGUGACCGUGGGCACGGAGGAAGUGCGCGUGCGCGACUCGGCCGCCACGCACAUCGCGCUCGGCACGCCUGGCGCCACUCGGCUCAGCCCCGACAGCUUCGAAAGGCGUUCGCAGUCGGACAGCGGGUCCGUGGCGUCCGAGAGUUCCCGGCGGGCGCACGACGCGGACUCGCUGGCCACCACGGCGUCUCACGAGUCAGGGCACCACGAACCGCAUCUCAACGGCGGCACGAGGGUGAACACGGAGACUCCGCUUAUCGAAAACGGUGAACCGGUGGUGCUGAGGCGGAAACCUCUGGAGCAACCAGUUAAUAGGAUACAAAGAUCAAAGGAGGACAUCCACCUGGCAAAUUUGAAGAAGAAAACGCGUAAGCGCACGCGCAAGUUCGAGAUAGAUGGCGUCACUAUCACCACUACGACGUCCAAGGUGAUAUGGGGCGACGAAGAAAGCGGUCGCACCUGGGACGAUCAUGCACUACGCAAGCAGGAGUUGCGAGAGAUCAAAAUGCUGCAGAAGCAGGAGCAGAAGCAGUUCCAGGACCUCAACGCCAGAGAGGUGCAGCUCAAGGAACAGCAGGAAAAGAGAUUCGAAGCCGAACUAGCGUCCUUAACCCGAGCUCACGAAGCGGACUUGGAGACUCUGGCUCGAGCCCAACGGGCCUCUGCCGAACGGGCCGUACAGCAACUCGAAAACGAACUUCGGGCCGCCACAAAACGACUUCGGGCCGAGCACGAAAAAGCUUUACGGGAUUUCAGGGACAUAUUGAAACAGGAGUUGCGGUUACUGAAACAGGAGGUGGAGCUGGUGUCGAAGGAGCGGCGCAAGGAGGCGUACCGGUCGCGGCGCGCGCGCCUGGACGCCGAGCACGGCGAGCGCGAGCGCGCCUUCGUGGCCGGCCUGGCCGAGGCGGAGGAGACGCUGCUGCGCCGCAUCCACGACAACCACCGCGAGCGCCAGGCGCUGGCCGACCGCCAGUACCUGCAGCAGCGCCAGAAAAACGCGCGCAAAGAAGAGGAGCUCGCGAAGCAACAAGCGAUAGGGAAGCGGUCGUUGCCGAAACGGAUACGAGCGGAGCAGAAAGCCAGGGAGAUGAUGUUCAGGGAGUCGCUGAGAAUCAGCGCACCGCCUACCCAUGAAGAGGAGAGGGAAAGGCUAAAGAAGUUCCAAGAGAACGAGAAACGACGAUACAAAGCGGAGCAACAACGGCUCGCCACCAAACACGCGAAGGCUCGUGAGGAGCUUAAAGCUGCAGGAGAGGCGUUGCUUCGCGAACUGGAGCAGUACCAGAACGAGAAACGCAAGGCGCUCCAGAACCACGAGAUGGCUAAAACCAAAGCUAUAGAAGAGCGCUGCAGUAUGGAGAUCAAAGAGUGGAGGGCAACCCUCGGAGACAGGAAGAUGCACCUGAUACAGCAGUUCGAAACGCAAUUAAACGACCACGAGAAGAAAUUCGGACUACCAAUUCUCGACCGUAGCGUUUACCUAGACGCGCCAUGGCCCAAGAACAUCUUACAACAUGUCUUGUCCGCCUACCAUCAAAGAAAUUCGUUCAUGGGGUCAUUGUCCCGGUCAAGAACCAGCCUUAAUCUAUUAACCACUUCUAAGACGCCAGACAUGGAACGUCGUAGAAGUAUAAGUCCUUCGAACAGAGCGAAUUCUGCCUUGUCAAAUAGAUCAUCAAAAAGAGGGAAACUGACCAAAGGAUCCCGAUACGCUUCAACGUCUAACUUGAAACAGGUUUCGGAUAAGAUUUCCGGCUUUUCAGUCUUCAGUGGUUCGGACGAAAUGCGACGAGAACCAAUCAUGGCUUAUGGCAACGAUAUUCCGACGGAAUUGCGUCGGAAUGCUAAGAACAUUGAAGAGGAACCGAGAAAAAACCUAGACCGAUCCAAACGUAUACAAAAAGAGGUCAAUGACAAACGUCUAAACAGACAAAGCAUGUCAGCGCAGUUGCUUAAAACUACUGAAAAUAUUCCACCUAUGAAACGAAGUAUUUCGCAACAAAGUUUAAAGCAAGACGUUGCCUUAGAAGCGGUAAUGAUCGAUCUACCGUCUAUAGAAGGGAACAAGUAUGAUACUAUGAAAAGUACAAGUACGUUCGCGACAACAAGUUCGCAAGACUCUGACAUCGAUAUUGACGGCAUAAUGUCCCAACACUUCAGCAGAUGGGGUCCUAUACGCGGGUCGAAUAGUUACUCGGGCUCAAAUGACAUUCCAGUCAGCCAAUUGUCGACAUUAAACAUAAGGAAGUCCAUUAUGUCGAAUAAAUCUAAUAACAAUGAGGAUUCUGUGGUGUAAAACUUUUAAAAAUGCAGAACUUUUCUUUUAACUUUUAAUACUGUGUUGGUUUUGUUACGUACAUUCACUAAUGCGUAUUUUAAAAUUGCGCUCCGAGUCGACACUAAAAAUUAUGUUGUCAGAAUGUCGGUCAGGUAAACAGACUUCCAAUUCUUUAAAAGAAACGUUUUUAAUACAAUUUGCGGAAAUAAGGGAGUUAAUUUGUCUAAAGUAUGAAGGUUUUCUUAGUAUGGACAUGCCCAUUUCGUCAUUAACACAUAUAGAAUUUAUUUUUUUUACUGUUAUUUUCUAAACAUUUCAAAAAGUAGGUUGACUCAUGUUUAUUUUUUAAAUGGCUAAAGUAUUUUUAAGUACGUAAGUACCUUAUAAUACAACUACGAUAUCGACUGUCAACUGGCAACAAUGCCAAGUAAGUGCUUAAUACGAAAAUAUAAUAAUGAAUAAUAUCAAUUUGUCGCCAAUAUAGGUAUAGUUGAAGAAAUAUUAUUUGCACCGAUGAAUGUUUUCGCUUGGAACUGCUGAUUCUUUCUAUUACAAAUCAUCAAGUUCAGAGUAAAGUGCCAAUGCGUACAAGUGUUUAGACUAGUUGUUUGCAGUAUACAGAUGGCACGUACGUCAUCGAGACGGCUCACUCUUUUGUCCUAUUGUACUAUAAAGAUCAAAGGAUAAGAUGAAUCGGUGCAAAUAAU